Messenger RNA from Ipomoea triloba (trilobed morning glory), 1392 nucleotides. Its product is annotated as ribose-phosphate pyrophosphokinase 4. NCBI's taxonomy places the organism in Eukaryota, Viridiplantae, Streptophyta, Magnoliopsida, Solanales, Convolvulaceae. The record is from RefSeq and is a predicted model, not a curated record. Gene Ontology annotation, cellular component: cytoplasm; ribose phosphate diphosphokinase complex. The transcript is spliced from 7 exons. The coding region runs from base 219 to 1211 and encodes 330 amino acids. Gene Ontology annotation, molecular function: magnesium ion binding; ribose phosphate diphosphokinase activity. Gene Ontology annotation, biological process: 5-phosphoribose 1-diphosphate biosynthetic process; purine nucleotide biosynthetic process.
CGCAAGAAAAAAGGCCGAGCUGCAUUGUGGGGAUUGCGCCCAAAAAACGCAUAAAGGCAUCGUUUUGGACGGUUCGCAGCCACCCCUUUUUAGAAUUCCUCCUUUUUCUUGGCGGCAAAAAGUGAGAAAGAAAGCAAAAACCCUCAAAUAAAGUGAAAUUCCACACUCACUUGCAACCCAAGAACACUGCGAGAGAAGAGAGCAGAGAGCUUGUGGAGAUGGAAGACAAGGGUGUUGUUGCUGCAGAAGCUUUGGCGACGAGGCAGCAGAAGCAGGUUCUGCUCUUCUACUGUGUAGAGAUGGAGGACGUGGCUCGCAAAAUCGCUUCUGAGUCUCCUUUCAUUCAGCUCCAAUCCAUUAACUGGAGGAGUUUUGAUGAUGGUUUUCCAAAUCUAUUUAUAAACAAUGCGCAAAACAUCAGAGGCCAACACGUUGCCUUUCUUGCGUCAUUCAGCUCACCUGCAGUGAUCUUUGAACAGCUUUCUGUCAUAUUUGCACUGCCAAGGCUCUUUGUUGCCUCUUUUACGUUAGUGUUGCCGUUCUUUCCAACUGGUUCCUUUGAGAGAAUGGAAGAGGAAGGGGAUGUCGCAACUGCGUUUACCAUGGCAAGAAUAUUAUCCAAUAUUCCGAUAUCAAAAGGUGGUCCAACCAGUUUAGUUAUCUAUGACAUCCAUGCCUUGCAGGAAAGGUUUUAUUUCGGGGACCAAGUCUUGCCUUUGUUUGAGACUGGAAUUCCCUUGUUGAAGCAACGGAUUCUGCAGCUUCCAGAAUCUGAUAAGAUAGUUGUUGCGUUUCCCGAUGAUGGAGCUUGGAAGCGGUUUUACAAGCAAUUCAGCAACUACCCUGCUGUUAUCUGCACAAAAGUUCGGGAAGGUGAUAAGAGAAUAGUCAGGCUAAAAGAAGGCAGCCCCGAUGGUUGUCAUGUGAUCAUUGUUGAUGACUUGGUGCAGUCGGGAGGUACCCUAAUUGAGUGCCAGAAAGUUUUGGCAGCCCACGGGGCGGCUAAGGUGAGCGCUUAUGUCACCCACGGUGUUUUCCCUAAGCGGUCAUGGGAGCGCUUCCUGCACAAGGAUGGAGGACGGUCAGAGAAAGCGUUUUCCCACUUUUGGAUCACGGAUUCGUGUCCCCAUACUGUAAAAGCCAUUGCAAAUAAAGCUCCCUUUGAAGUGUUGAGUCUAGCAGGAUCCAUAGCUGAGACUCUUCAAAUAUGAAUUGUGACCCUCUGGUCUAUGCCAUAAUUUACAAUUGGAGUUUAGUUCAGGAACAAUGAAAAACUUCAAAAUGUUUUAGUGCUUGUGCUGCAACAACUCACUUCUGAAAUGCUAAAUUGAUCCUUUAUCUCUUGCUUUUCUGUGUGUCAUUUCAUAAAUAUAUGCACAUUUUACUUGUCUA